Amoebophrya sp. A120 is the source of this 2668-nucleotide messenger RNA. NCBI's taxonomy places the organism in Eukaryota, Dinophyceae, Syndiniales, Amoebophryaceae. The record is from the annotation of a GenBank genome assembly.
AUUCUACUUGGCUUUCUUUAUUUCUGAACAUCUCAGACUUAGUCUCAGUCAUUAUUGCUCAUGCAAAAUGGCUUUUAGUAGUUGUAGGAGUGACGAAUGGGAGUGACUGCAGUGCUUUGCAUGGUCGUAAAGCGUAGUAUCGCUAUCCAGCGUUCCUCUGUGCCCGUUUCUUUUCGUUUUUUUCCAAAUGUGAAGCACAAAGCGAGGAGUAGCAGCAAAUUUUUAAACAGAAUAAUGCAGAUGCGUCGAGCACUUUACGCCCGAGAGAUUUUUCAUUUUCCAAAAUUCCUAGAGGGACAUUACAAUCAAAACCACUCAAAACGCGAUGCAUCGACGCAUCCUCUUCCAGACUCAUAGUCAAUCUCCCAGAAAGAAUUAUACUUUGUCGUCUCAUACAUAGCAAGAUUGAGGUACUACCUUACCACCAACCUGUGCUUGUCGUAUUUCGUUCUGCAAAAAUUCUGUCCAGAAGAAGCAACUUCGGUGGAACAAAGCCACGUUGACUGCGAUACUACCCUUCUUGAGCCCGGUUGUCAGAUUGAAUUCUUACCACGUUGAUCUGAGCUAACCAAUUUGUGCUUCACCUUCUCGCAGAGGUAAUUCGAACGCACAGCUAAAAGAUAUGAUGCCCAGAACAAGUUCUUGGGCGCCUUCGCAGGAACACCAGCAGCAUUGCGAAGAUUUCAAUGGCGGUAGCGGCGCCUCUAUCCCUUCGUUGCAGCCGGGCAGCGGUUGUAGCUGCUCGCCGGAAGAAGAGACCGCUGCGUCUUGUCUGGCAUUGAAUGUUGGCGCAUGUGGCUUGGACGAUAAAUGUGAGGAUGCGGACAAGCAGGACCCCCUCGAUGACCCGAAUUAUGACAGCGAGCAACUUAUUUCCCGUCCCCUCACUUGAGGUUUAUACUUUAUUGGAAAGCAUUAAAGCAUGUCUAGCAACGGAAGCAUCCGUGGUCCCUUGGGAUGCAGCUUUUGCGUUUUAAAUCUUCUAUCUUUAUCGGGCAGUAUGUACAGCUUCAGUCUGGGCUAUCGAGGCUCAUCAAAAAAGCACGGGAAGAAGAAACACGAUAGGGUUUGCAUUGGUUUUUGCAGUGACACGUGAGGGGAGUCAAAACAAAGAAGCUGUCUCCUUUCAUACCAACUUCAACUGGUACACGAGUGACCUGUACCACACCUGCCUGCAGAUUUACCAGAGGAAAAAACUACACUCGGUCUCGCCGAAGAAAUUUUCAUAUGCGGAGAAGGGUACACAAAGAUGACUGAGCAGGUGCAACCAAUGGAAAAUCAACGAAUAUGUCAGUAUUGAAUGCCAAUGCGUUCUCCUCUGCGGCUGAUGCGAGAACUUAGCCUGUUUCAUCUACAUCCCCACUCUUGCUUCUGUUGCAUGAGAAACAUCUGCAUAUAGAAAUUCCUUCGGCCCGGGCCCGACCUCGACUUUUUCGACCAGCAUACCCUUGGGGAAUACAACGCCUAUUUCGACAAGCUGGAGGGGGAAGAACUCUGGGAUGUGGAUGUGGAUGUUGACGGCGAUGUUGCGGUCGGCGACGCACUAUACCCCAUCACCGAAGACGAGCUCGAGGACGAGAGCAGCACCAGCAACAUAAACAUCAGUGUCAGUUUUUCCAUCAGCAGAAACGACAGCUGCGACUCCCAUUGCGAAUCGUACUACAGCUACUGCAGCUACAGGUUGGUGGGUGACACAAUCCGGAAGGACGGAACUGUGGUUGGUGAUGGUCAGUGUGCAGGUUCGUCGAGUGAAGUCGGGACGCCGGUUUUUUCGAGGACCUCUUCCUUGUCCGAUGGUGAAAAUAUCGACUUUCCGCAACAACAAAUUGAUGCAGAGCAACUCCGGGCUGAUUACUAUGAGCAAUUGCGGAAGCUGCAAGAGGCGGUGAGUCAGAAAGGGCUACCAAAUGCAGCCGCUGGGGAUACGUCGGUAUGGUGUUUUUGUACGUACUGAAGUUAGAGAAGAACGCAUAAUGGCGUGUUGAUCAUCAAGUAUGAUUUUUGAAUCGUGCGAAUCAUCAGUAUUAAAUGGAUCAAACCGAAACCACAGGACGGAGUUGCGGUGGCGGAAUUGCAAGUCGUGGACACCAGCAAGAUUCUUAUGGGCACUGGCAACGUCGACGAUAAGGACCUUCCCCUGCAGGAGCAGGCUAUCGCCUCUACACACCCCGCUGGAACAGCAACAGUCCCGCACGAGGAUCGCACAGUCGCUUCCAGCAUGAUCUCCAAUGAGCAGAUCCACCACGCAGCGAAGCCAGCGUUGUCGCAGCAACCACACCGCGGCACCUCUCCACGGCCUGCUCUUGCAGCAAGCGCCGCUGUCGACACUGACAACACGCCCGUCUCUGCUUUUGAAGCAACUACUCCUGCGGAACAGUUACAGCAGAUAACGGCUGCGACUCCAUCCUUCACAAGCGACUUGUACAUCAUGUCCGCUACUACGACUUCUGGUCGCCGGGGUGUACUAGCUUCCUUUAUUGGUUACGACGGCGGCGAAGAAAAGCGGAAUGUGGACGAUGCAGCGCCGCAUGAUGUACCUGCCGGAACAGCCGACGCCGUGGUGCAGUUGUUGAAAACGCCAACGCGCGAGACCGCAACCGGGAGUGACAAUUUGAAUGCGAGUACCGGUUCGGAGGCGGCGGUGGAUACAGCUUCGAAGGUGGGAUAA